UGCAGCAACAAGAUGCCGGAAAGUACUGGUGUGAAGUUGAAUAUCACGGCACAAUCAUUUCCUCCGAGCCUGCUUGGAUUACAGUAGAAGGUGUGCCUCAUUUUGGGGUGGAACCUGAGGAUUUGGCUGCAUUUGCAGGGGAGCCGUUCAAUCUGACGUGUGCUGCUUCGGGCCCUCCAGAGCCUGUGGAGGUGCUGUGGUGGCUGGGGGGCGAACAGAAGGGCGAUUUCACAGCCUCCCCAUCAGUUCUCUUUGUUAAAGGUGUGAGUGAGAGUAUAAAGUUUCAUUGUGAGGCCAAGAACGCUCGAGGCAUCUCCUUGUCUCGCACAGGCACCGUGCACAUAAAAGUCCGGCCUGAUUCCCCUCGAGACGUCCAGGUUCAUCAUGUGUCCGAUUUUAACAUAACUUUAACAUGGAGUCCAGGUUUCACUGGGCAUUCGCAGCUUUCCACCUGCACAAUACAGCUGUCAAGGGGACCUGGAAAGAAGGUCAAGCUUCCUGAUGUGGUUGUGGAAGUUCCUCCAUUCCAGCAUGUGCUUGAAGGGCUCCGCAGCUACUCGAAUUACAGUGUGAGAGUUCGGUGUGAUAAUGAGGUGGGCUCUUCCCCCUUCUCUCCCUGGGUGGACUUUCACACUCCACAGGCAGCACCGUCAGCAGCUCCAAAGAACUUUACCUUUGACCUCAGCGAGCAGCAGCUCACUCUGUCCUGGGCGACGCUGGAACAGGAGGAGCUUCGAGGAAGAUUACUGGCCUAUAAACUGCAGUGGAACCAAGGAGGAGAGAGUCAGGAUCCCUUACUGUUUAAGGGGAAUGUUGCUAAUCUUUCGGGUGCAGGGCGCUUCUUUAACGCCACCUUCCAGGUUGCAGCGUGCACAAUGGCAGGAUGUGGCCCGUGGAGUCAGCCUGUUCUUGUCAUGCCUGUGUCAGCCAUGCAGGCUCAGACACAGAGGGGCCACAUGUGGGUGGGCCUGCUUUUCGGGCUUCUUGUGGCCACCAUGGUGGGACUCUUGUUGAUUGUACUGAUACGAAACCGAGGCAAAGAGACACAGUUUGGGUCUGCUUUCGCAGCUCAAGGAACGGAAGUACCAGUUUCCUUCACAGCUGCAAGGUCCUUCAACAGGCAGUUCCCCGAGCUCCCGGAAUCCACAUUGGACAGUCUGGGAAUCAGCAGUGAUUUGAAGGCCAAGUUACAGGAUGUUCUCAUCUCCGAAAGGCUCUUAACUCUGGGACGCAUGCUUGGAAAAGGGGAGUUUGGCUCUGUGAGAGAAGCUUUUCUCAAAUCAGAAAAUAACUCUGGGCAGAAGGUUGCUGUGAAAGUCUUAAAAACGGAUAUUAAUUCAUCCAGUGACAUUGAGCAAUGUCUUAAAGAAGCUGCCUAUAUGAAAGACUUCCACCAUCCCAAUGUCAUUCAGCUUAUUGGUGUGAGUCUGCACAGAAGAGCCCAGCAGCGUCUGCCUGUUCCUAUGGUCAUCCUGCCUUUCAUGAAACACGGAGAUCUCCACACGUUUCUUCUCAUGUCCCGCCUCGGAGAUGAACCUUUCACUGUUUCUCAGCAAAUUCUCAUCCAGUUCAUGCUGGAUAUCGCUCGAGGGAUGGAGUAUCUUAGCAACAAAAACAUCAUCCAUCGGGAUUUGGCUGCUCGCAACUGCAUGUUGAAUGAAAACAUGAGCGUGUGUGUAGCAGAUUUUGGUCUCUCGAAGAAAAUCUAUAGUGGUGACUACUAUAGGCAAGGCUCUGUCUCUAAAUUGCCUGUGAAGUGGAUCGCUUUGGAAAGCCUGGCUGAUAAUGUCUACACAACACAGAGCGAUGUGUGGGCGUUUGGUGUGACUAUGUGGGAGAUCAUGACUAGAGGUCAAACACCUUACCCAGGAGUGGAGAACUCAGAGAUCUACGAGUAUCUUAUUAAGGGAGAAAGACUAAAGCAGCCACCGGACUGCCCUGCUGACAUUUACGAGAUCAUGCACAGCUGUUGGUCUCCAGUCCCUAAAUGCCGCCCCAGUUUCCAGCACCUCAUUGACCAAUUGGAGCUUCGGUGGGCAAAGUUGAAUCCUGCUCCUGUAAAAGAGCCAUUGCUGUACGUCAACCUGGAGGAGGAAGAUGGAGAACAGGCUAAUAGCGGGAGCCGGAGCAGUGAGGAGCCAUCAUGGGGCGUCCCGUGGCAGUGUGCAGGUAUUGAGGAAGACGAAAAAGAUUGGUUAAUGGUGUCAUCGGGAGCUGCUCUUGCUAUUGGUGGAGAUUACCGGUACAUCAUUGGCCCGUCUGUUAGCGCCAUUGAUGAAGAGAGCAGACAUUCUGACGACGGACUAUCGGAGGAUAUCAGGGAAGAAGAAGAGGAUGUUAUUAUUAAUGUGUGAUUUAUACAGUUGAAGUCAGAAUGAUUAGCCCCCCUGAAUUAUUAGCUCAUCUGUAUUUUUUUUCCAUAAUUUCUGUUUAAUUGAGAGAUUUUUAAAAAACAUUUCUAAACAUAAUAGUUUUAAUAACUCAUUUCUAAUAACUGAUUUCUUUUAUCUUUGCCAUGAUGACAGUAAAUAAUAUUUGACUAUAUUUUUCAAGAUACUAGUAUUCAGCUUAAAGUGACAUUUAAAGGCUUAACUAGGUUAAUUACACCCAGGCUCAUUUCGAUUACGUACCCCUUUAUACAUUUCUGGAGAGAGCAAAAUAUGUCCCAGGAGCUACGUUUUUUGCAGUUUUUGUUUUCAUGAAUCCACCAGAGGUCGCUGUGUACGCUUUUUCAGAUCUCAAAUUUCUCUCGCGAGUGCCAUUCGUGCCUGCUGUUCUUGCGUAAAUCCACUAGAGGCCGCUGUCGACUGACUAACUGAUUGACUGACCAACUGACCGAUCCCCCCACCCUAAACCCAACCAAUAGUGUUUUAAAAAGCACUGGUUGACCAGCGUCCAACCCCUAUCCCUAAACCCAACUGCAGUGUUUUUAAAAGUAAUCCAGAAAAAGAAAAGCCCUCACGGCCCCCUGAUUUUUACCACGUUUUUAGAUUUCACCACAUUCUCGCCCUGUUAUUGACUUCUUUAUUUUAUUUUUUGGCUUUUAUCUUGCCUGCUUUCUGGAACUGUUCUUCACCAGACUUGAACCCUGUUGUCGCGGUCAUCUCCCUUUCUGUGUGUCAAGUCCACUGAUGGUACCGGACAAACUGGUAACAGUGAAAAAGCUGUCCACAUGGAGAUAAUCGGUCAGCUGGUAAGCGAGAAAAGGAACGGCGUCAUAUCUCCCCAUAGCAUUGGUUUUAAAGACAAAAUGCAUCCAUAUGUACUUCUGGCUUCAUAAUCUCCAAAAAUGUAAACAGGGCUACGUUUUCAGAAGGAGCUAAUGUUGGUUAAUUAGGUUAAGGUAAUUAGGUUCAUUGAUUAAUUCAGUUCAUCUUUAUUUCUAUUGUGCUUUUACGAUGUAAAUUGUGUCCAAGCAGCUUAACAUAGAAUUUCUAGUAAAUUGAAACUGUGUCAGUCCAGUUUUCAGACUGGAAGUUCAGUUUAGUUCAGUUCAGUGUGGUUUAAUUUUCACUGAUGAAAAGUCCAAACACUAGCUAUGUUUCCAUCCAACUAUUUUCAUGAGCAUUUUGGAUAUGCGCAUAAUAAAUGGUUAAUAGAAACAGCAA
This is a messenger RNA of Danio aesculapii, 3608 nucleotides long. RefSeq names its product TYRO3 protein tyrosine kinase (gene tyro3). The transcript has 17 exons. Gene Ontology annotation, molecular function: ATP binding; transmembrane receptor protein tyrosine kinase activity. The record is from RefSeq and is a predicted model, not a curated record. Gene Ontology annotation, biological process: multicellular organism development; positive regulation of kinase activity; nervous system development. The coding region runs from base 876 to 2354 and encodes 492 amino acids. Gene Ontology annotation, cellular component: signaling receptor complex. Lineage: Eukaryota; Metazoa; Chordata; Actinopteri; Cypriniformes; Danionidae.